Molecule: messenger RNA, 996 nt
Organism: Nymphaea colorata (pocket water lily)
Lineage: Eukaryota; Viridiplantae; Streptophyta; Magnoliopsida; Nymphaeales; Nymphaeaceae
Product: cysteine-rich repeat secretory protein 38-like
Exons: 3
Coding region: 1-996 (331 amino acids)
Source: RefSeq, a predicted model, not a curated record
AUGGUGCGUUGCUUGAAACGUGCGCAGCAGUUUUCCAUGGCGAGAGAGGAACUCGUUCUGCUUCUGCUUCUAGCGGCGGCUUCAGCUCAGUUUUGUAGUGCUGAUUAUCUGUACUUCAUAUGUUCAACUUCUCCAAGUUUUACCGCCAACAGCACCUACCGGCAAAACCUGAACACCGUCCUCUUCUCCCUCACCUCCAAUGCGUCUAAAAACGGCUUCACGGCUGCCACCGCCGGCCAAAGCCCCGACCAGGCGUACGGCCUCGCCCUUUGCCGCGGUGACGUCUCCCCAAGCGACUGCACGAGCUGCACGUCGGACGCAGCCAAGGAGAUAGUCAACCACUGCCCUAAUGGGAAGUCUGCAAUCAUAUGGUACGACAACUGCCUCCUUCGCUACUCCGGUCGGGACUUCUUUGGAGUGGUCGAUACCGCUCACGAGUUCUACAUGUGGAAUUCCGACUACAUAUCGGACCCCACUCUCUUAAAUUCAGUGCUUGGAUCCCUCAUGAACAACCUCACUUCGACGGCCACGGCCGAUCCGUCGGGCCGGCUGUACGCGGCCGGACAUACUAAGUUCAAUGAGUCCCAAGACUUAUAUGGGCUGGUGCAGUGUACAAGGGAUCUCUCAAGCAGUCAAUGCGCUAAUUGCCUGAAGGAUGCCCUUUCCAAAAUCCCGACCUGCUGCGAAGGGAUGCAGGGCGGUCGGGUUGUUGAGGCAAGCUGCAGCGUAAGAUACGAGAUAUACCGUUUCUUUAAUGACUUGGGGACGGCUCAACCUUCUCCCCCGAACGGCACGGCUUUGCCACCGGCGAAUCCGCCCGUAGGCGCCCCUCCUCCUAUCUCCAAAUCUGCUUCACCAGAAUCUAGCAUGCCUCAACCUAUGCGGUAUUAUUGCCCAACCACUUCCAACUUCACUGCCAAUAGCACCUAUCAGCGAAACCGCGACGCCCUUUUACGCUUCUUCUCCUCCUCCUCUAAUGCAUCCCCUUCUGGAUAG